Austrofundulus limnaeus is the source of this 1780-nucleotide messenger RNA. It is a transcript of the gene pgm2l1, whose product is annotated as phosphoglucomutase 2-like 1. Gene Ontology annotation, molecular function: magnesium ion binding; intramolecular phosphotransferase activity; glucose-1,6-bisphosphate synthase activity. The record is from RefSeq and is a predicted model, not a curated record. NCBI's taxonomy places the organism in Eukaryota, Metazoa, Chordata, Actinopteri, Cyprinodontiformes, Rivulidae. Gene Ontology annotation, cellular component: nucleus. Gene Ontology annotation, biological process: carbohydrate metabolic process.
AGGCGGAAGGGGCGGAGUCUCGGUUGACGCGCAGCCGCAGUGAGAACAACCCGGUGAGAGUCCGGAGAGAAGAGUGGACCAGCAGCCUUCUCUCCACCUGUUCGCUUCUGUCUGAUGGCCGAACCGUAGCCCGGUGGUGUCGGUUAGCAUGGAGGAUAGCGGAGGCCCCGGGGACCUGAACGCCAACACGGCWUGUCAGAGCACCGGGGACCCGCAGCUGGACACGGCUGUGAACCUGUGGUUAACCUGGGACAAGAACCCCUGGACCCGGGCUCAGGUGGACUCUCUGGUGGCGGCGGGUCGUCUGGAUGAUCUAAGGUCCAGAUUCUGCAACAGAGUGAGCUUCGGUACCGCUGGACUCCGAGCGCCGAUGGGAGCUGGAUUCAACCGGAUCAAUGACCUCACAGUCAUCCAGUCCACACAGGGUCUGUAUACGUACCUGUGCAGGUGUUUUGCUGACCUCAGCAGCAGAGGAGUGGUCAUUGGCUURGACACCAGAGGUCAGGAGGAGAGUGGCUGCAGCAGUCAGAGGUUGGCGAAGCUGYCAGCAGCGGUGAUGCUCAGUCGAGYUGUUCCUGUCCACCUGUUCUCCUUGUUCGUCCCCACGCCGUACGUGCCUUACGCUGUGAGAAAACUGGGAGCAGCAGCAGGAGUCAUGAUCACAGCUUCUCACAAUCCUAAAGAGGACAACGGAUACAAGGUGUACUGGUGUAACGGUGCUCAGCUCUGCUCCCCCCAUGACAAGGAGGUCCUGCGCUGUAUAGAGGAGCAGCUGGAGCCYUGGAGCGCCUCCUGCUGGGACCAGGAGCUGGUGGACCGCUGCUCCCUGAGAACAGACCCUCUGACCCAGGUCAACAGCUACUACAUGGAUGAGCUCACCUCCCUCUGCUUCCACAGGGACCUGAACAAGAACUGUCCCCUAAAGUUCGUCCACUCCUCCUUCCACGGAGUCGGACACACCUUUGUCCAACAGGCCUUCCAGGUGUUUGAUUUAGCUCCGCCCAUCCCRGUCCCCGAGCAGAAAGACCCCGACCCGAACUUCUCGUCUGUUCACUGCCCAAACCCGGAGGAGGGCGAGUCGGUCCUGGAGCUGUCUCUGCACCUGGCGGAGCGGGAAAARGCUCAGGUGGUUCUGGCGACGGAUCCGGACGCCGACCGCCUGGCUGUGGCCGAGAAAUGUGACGGGUGUGUUUGGAAGGUGUUCUCAGGUAACGAGCUGGCGGCUCUGCUGGGUUGGUGGAUGUUCUUCAACUGGAAGGAGAACCAUCCGGACCCGGCCGACACUCAGAAGGUCUACAUGCUGGCCACCACCGUGUCCUCCAAGAUCCUGCAGGCCUUUGCCCGGAUCGAGGGGUUCCACUUCGAGGAGACUCUGCCCGGGUUCAAAUGGAUCGGGAACAGAAUCCACGAACUCUCCAAAACCGGAAACAGGGUCAUUUUUGCAUUUGAGGAGUCCAUCGGGUUCCUGUGUGGCAGCAUGGUCCCAGAGAAYGACGGCGUGAGUGCUGCCGUGGUCGUGGCGGAGAUGGCGGUGUAUCUUCACGAGAAGAACCUGAGUCUGAACCAGCAGCUGCACAACAUCUACAGAACGUAUGGUUAUCACGUGUCCAGAACCUCCUACGUGGUCUGCAACGACCCGCCCACCAUCCAGAAGGUCUUCGCUCACAUCAGGAACUUCGACGGCGACGGUUCGUACCCGAAGACCUGCGGCGGCGUGAAGAUCGUUCACGUCAGAGACGUAAACAAAGAAUACGACAGCAGCCAGCCUGACCUCAGAUCU